This is a messenger RNA of Prunus armeniaca (apricot), 1182 nucleotides long. NCBI's taxonomy places the organism in Eukaryota, Viridiplantae, Streptophyta, Magnoliopsida, Rosales, Rosaceae. The record is from the annotation of a GenBank genome assembly.
AUGGAAAACCGUAGAAGCCUCUUUUCUCUCUCACUUAUCUUUGUGUUCAUGAUCAACUCAGCCAUAGCCACUCCAGUCACAUACAAUGUGGCCAGUUUAGGAGCCAAAGCAGAUGGCAAGACUGACUCCACAAAAGCCUUCCUCUCUGCCUGGGCUAAAGCUUGUGCCUCGAUGAAUCCCAGUGUCAUUUAUGUGCCGGCAGGAACGUUCUUUCUUCGCGAUGUGGUGUUUAGUGGGCCUUGCAAGAGCAAUGCCAUCACCUUUCGCAUUGCCGGAACCCUUGUGGCCCCGUCUGAUUACCGGGUCAUCGGUAAUGCAGCUAACUGGAUUUUCUUUCACCAUGUAAACGGGGUUACCAUAUCAGGUGGAAUUCUUGACGGCCAAGGCACUGCCUUGUGGGCUUGCAAGGCCUCUCAUGGCGAGAGUUGUCCCAGCGGAGCAACGACAUUGAGUUUUUCGGACUCAAACAACAUUGUGGUGAGUGGAUUGGCAUCCCUAAACAGCCAAAUGUUCCACAUAGUCAUCAACGACUGCCAAAAUGUGCAAAUGCAAGGUGUCAGGGUUUCUGCUUCCGGUAACAGCCCUAACACCGAUGGCAUUCAUGUCCAAAUGUCAUCUGGUGUCACAAUCCUCAACUCCAAGAUUGCAACCGGUGACGAUUGUAUCUCAAUUGGCCCCGGAACCUCAAAUUUGUGGAUAGAAAGCGUUGCCUGUGGACCUGGCCAUGGAAUUAGCAUUGGAAGUCUAGGCAAGGAGCAAGAAGAGGCCGGUGUACAAAAUGUAACAGUUAAAACGGUUACCUUUACUGGUACUCAGAAUGGUCUAAGAAUCAAGUCAUGGGGGAGGCCAAGCACUGGGUUUGCUAGAAAUAUUCUUUUCCAACAUGCUACAAUGGUCAAUGUCGAAAAUCCUAUUAUUAUAGAUCAACAUUAUUGCCCCGACAACAAAGGGUGCCCUGGUCAGGUUUCUGGAGUUCAAAUUAGCGAUGUGACAUACGAAGACAUACACGGUACAUCAGCAACAGAAGUUGCAGUAAAAUUUGAUUGCAGUCCCGAGCACCCUUGUAGCGAGAUCAAAUUGGAGGAUGUGAAGCUUACUUACAAGAACCAAGCAGCUGAGUCUUCAUGUAGCCAUGCAGAUGGAACAACUGGGGGUGUGGUUCAGCCUACAAGUUGUUUGUAG